UGUCGUGCCAAUAAAUAUUCUGCAACAGGAACACUGUAUGUCUCUUAAAACACUAAUUAGCUGUUUAAGUAAACAACAGUGUAGGAAGUGGUGCCAAAGUUUAUGCACAGAAUCUGAUAAGCCUUUAUAGAGGGCUUUCCAUGUGGCUGCAUUUUAUGAUCCAUACACCGGGGUGGAGUAGGCUGUGGUAUUUAUUUAAAACAAAGAUAGAUAGAUACAUUUUUGUAUAUAAGAGCUCGUCUUUCUCCUGUUCAGCACCUCUACACAGGACGACUGAAGCUUCAAGCUGACACUGAGUGAGAAGACAGAAGACAAGAUCAUCCUGCAGCAGAUAAUCAUCAUCUUUACCAUCUGCACUAUCUACACCAUGAAGAUGCUGGCUGUGUCUCUACUGGUUUGUGUCAUGAUGGCACUGACCACAGCUGUUGAUCUUCCAGAAGCAGACCCUGAAAAGAGUGACAAAGUCAGGAUAUCAACAGUUUGUCCCAGUGGUUGGACUGGUUUCAGCGGUCGCUGUUUCCUCUAUGUUCAAACACCCUUGUCUUGGGCUGAUGCUGAGAAAAAUUGUCUGUCCCGUGGUGGAAACCUUGCAUCAGUGCACAACAUUGAUGAGUAUCAUAUCAUUCAAAGUAUGAUACUGAGAAUAACUCACACGUAUCCAGUCGCAUGGCUCGGAGGCUCUGAUGCAGAACAGCAAGGUACUUGGCUCUGGAGUGAUGGUUCACCUUUCAGCUUUUCAUACUGGGCUCCAGGGAUGCCUGACCAUUAUGGAUCAGCAUACUGUUUGAUGAUGAACUAUGGAGAUUAUAAGAGAUUUGACGACGAUGCUUGCUAUCACAGAUAUCCGUCUGUCUGUGCCAGAAACGAAUGAGAUCUCUUUGGAUGAUGCAGAAAAAUGCAAUACCUGUCACAACCAGAGGACCUGGGUGGAUGUGUGAUGGUGUGUUUGCAUACUUAACUAUCUUUGUCUCCUAAUCACAUGUAUACUCCUGCAUGUAGUAAUCCAUACUUCUUUCCUAUUGCUGUAACACUACUCAAGGAACAAGUUUGUGCUUUUAGUACAAACUGAUUCCAGAGAGUGAACCGGUGUUUCUUGUACUCUGCUCAAUUAAAAGGCUUAAGCAUUGAAGCACGUUAGUCUGUGUGUUUUAUGAAUCCUGUUACACAAGCACAAACAUUUAUACACUCAUUAAACUACACCACAGAAAAAGUUUAUUGACCUGUAAAUCUUUAUGUAUGAUUUGUCUAAGAUAGCAUGAAACAAUACUUACAGUAACUUUAAA
This is a messenger RNA of Thunnus maccoyii (southern bluefin tuna), 1283 nucleotides long. RefSeq names its product type-2 ice-structuring protein-like. The transcript has 7 exons. Bases 368 to 871 code for a protein of 167 amino acids. Gene Ontology annotation, molecular function: signaling receptor activity. Lineage: Eukaryota; Metazoa; Chordata; Actinopteri; Scombriformes; Scombridae. The record is from RefSeq and is a predicted model, not a curated record.